Lucilia cuprina (Australian sheep blowfly) is the source of this 2401-nucleotide messenger RNA. RefSeq lists its product as uncharacterized. The record is from RefSeq and is a predicted model, not a curated record. The transcript is spliced from 2 exons. Bases 387 to 2030 code for a protein of 547 amino acids. Lineage: Eukaryota; Metazoa; Arthropoda; Insecta; Diptera; Calliphoridae.
UAGUCAUCUUGUCGCGAUGUGAAGGCUUAAGUGCGAUGAAUCUCAUGGGCCAUGCUGACGGAGACAGCUUUGCUUGAGCUGGCUGCCUCCUAGGGGUCACCCUUGUCAGACGGGUCAUGAGACGAGCACGAAACUAAGAACUACCCCUCCCACCUAACAGAUGUCUGUUUUUCCCACAUUGGGCGGUCUGUUAGAUAUCUGUUGAUUUGCUUCUCCUGUCACUGAGACAGGGCAAUUCAACAGAUAGUCCGUUUUGAAUCCGUUGAUUCACGCACUUAAGUGUGCAAGUCCUGAAAUCCAUCAAGCGUCUGUUCCAGAUUGGGCGGCUUGAUGGUCUGUUUGCUCCCAGUGGGACGGCAGUUUACAGUCCUGGCAGUAGGCCAAAAAUGCAAACCCCCCCCCCCCCCCCAAGAAUGUCAGAAGAGAAAAAAUGCCCCUCGUAUCCGGUCCGGGGCUUGAUAAUAUCCGGAGACCCUAUUCCCACAGCGGCGACACCGGGCUGUGGUGAAUCGAAUGUGACUGGAGUCCGGACUAGUCAGGUGGUAGCACCAGGCUUGACUACUCCGCGAGUGUCUGGAGCAACAACAAAAACAACAACCGCAAGUAGCCGGCCCAAGCUGGCUGCUUGUAAACCAAAACCGCCCACUAAGCCUUCGGGUGUGGGUAAAGGUCCCAGCGGUGAGGUAUCUCUGCCGGUCGUGGCGAGUACCUCUGCAGCCGCAAAAGCAGCCCUUGCUGAUUCAAAGUCAGCUCAACCCUUGAUUUCGGGUGACAACAAGGUCUCCCAAGUGCCCUGUGCGAAUGUGGAAUCGUCGACCCUGAUGUCGGAUUCCUCUGCCGCACCUCCCCCUACAUUGGAAAAGUCGUCGAACUCGUUGUCGGGCUCUUCCAAUGUAUCCCUAGAGUCUUUCCCCAGGCACAAAACACCUUCCAGAAGGGCUUUUGUUCAUCGGCGGGCCGCCGAGCGCAUCGUUGAGCGUCAUGGUGCCAAACCCAGCGAUGCUUUGACGAGUGACGAGAAAUCGUCCCUCGAUUGGGCGAAAAGCCUCCUGGCUAGGCUAAAGGGCUCCAAUCCUCCAGCCGAGGCAGAAGUGGUUAGACCUGCUGCCGAGGCGCCUAAACGGCAACGAUCUGAGGAGGAGACCCUUACUUCUAUGCCGAGUGUCCAGCCGACUAAACGUCGAAAACAGGCGCAAACCAUUGUCAUCAAUAGGCCUUUCAGUGAAGUUGCUAGAAACCCACUGAUAAGGGCUAUUGUUGACCAUAGCAACAGUGACGGAGCCAUCUCCCAGGAAAAAUGGGGGACUAUCCGUCAGAAGAUGCUAGGCGUGUACUGGAAGAUCCUCAAGGAGAAUCCAGGACCCGCUCCCCAAAACGAUGAUGCUGGCUGGUACCAGGGUCACAUUAAGCUGCUAGCUUGUUCAAAUGAGCGCUCUGCGCUUCUGCUUAAGCUAGCUAUUCAGUCCCUUGGGGAAGUGUGGCCAGGUGCAAGGUUGGACGUGAUCCCGGUAAGCGAAAUUCCUCGCAGACCGAGAUCAAUUGCCACCAUCCCAACUGAGCCACAUGACCCGGCGGAAAUUCUGGCGUUCCUACAAAGCGGAAAUCCUCACCUACCUACCCAUGACUGGAAGGUGGUGAAGGUUUCCGCCCCGAUGGGAAAUGUUAGAAAGGCGACUGUAGUCCUUAAUAAGGAAACGUUGGCGCCAUUGAGUGAAUGCGGAGGUAAGGUUUACUAUGGCUUUGAUAGUAUCUCCCUUCGCAUUUACCGCAGUGACGCCAAACGCAGCGCCGCCGCCUCUGGUUCCAAACUAGAGGCUCCGCCCAAAGAGGAUGAUGGAAAGGCCGACGAUCCCGCUGGUUCUGAGAACCAAGAAGACUCCCAGUCUACCACCGGUAUGAUGGGUGAUCUUCUUGGCAAUCUGAGGUUAGCGGAGGACGGAGACAGUUCACAGGAUUCCGAUCCUGAGGACGUCGACGUCACAGUCGUGUACGAUCCUGACCUUGGAGAUGGUGAAGGUAACCCAGAUUAACCUUCACCACUCCAAAGCAGCAUCAGCUGCUUUGCUCCUCCGGCUGGCUGAGAGAGGGGAGGAGCUCAUCUUGGUCCAAGAACCGUGGACCCACCACGGCAAAAUCCUUGGACUAUCUCUCAGAGGCUACAAACUUCUGUAUUCAAAUCCUGCAGUGAUGAGGAUACGGUAGCGGCGGCACUUGAGACCGGAAAUUCCACCAUCUGGCUCCUAAGCUGCUACAUGGCGCAUGACCAUGGUGAACAACCGCCAAACGACCUGGUCAGAAACUUAAUGCGCGAAGCAAAUAGGCGUCACGUUCCUGUGAUAAUUGGCGCUGAUGCUAAUGCUCAUCACAGUGUCUGGGGCAGUUCAGACACCAACAGCAGAGG